This is a messenger RNA of Peromyscus californicus insignis, 6936 nucleotides long. RefSeq names its product stum, mechanosensory transduction mediator homolog (gene Stum). The transcript has 4 exons. The record is from RefSeq and is a predicted model, not a curated record. NCBI's taxonomy places the organism in Eukaryota, Metazoa, Chordata, Mammalia, Rodentia, Cricetidae. The coding region runs from base 217 to 642 and encodes 141 amino acids.
AGCGCUGUCACCGAGUGUCACGCUGCCCCUCCCGCCCUCCACCCGGGGUGGGGGCGUGGAGCGCGGGAGGGCGGGCUUCUCCGCCCGCCUCCCAGCACCCGGGGCGCGCUGGCCUCCUGAACAGGGCGCGGAGCGCGCAGCCCAGAGCCGGCAGCCGGCUGUUGCCUGCCCUCGUGUCCUGGGCGGCUGUCGGGUUCCUGGAGAGCGCGUCCAGCCAUGGAGCCUUUGCACAAAGACGCCGAGACGGCGGCGGCGGCGGCGGCUGUGGCAGCGGCUGACCCCCGGGGGGCGUCGACGUCCAGCGGGGUGGUCGUGCAGGUUCGCGAGAAGAAGGGCCCCUUGCGCGCCGCCAUCCCCUACAUGCCCUUCCCGGUGGCUGUCAUCUGUCUCUUCCUCAACACUUUCGUGCCGGGAUUGGGUACCUUCGUCUCGGCCUUCACCGUGCUGUGUGGGGCCCGCACUGACCUCCCAGACAGGCACGUGUGCUGCGUCUUCUGGCUGAAUAUCGCUGCGGCCCUAAUUCAGGUGCUCACGGCCAUCGUUAUGGUGGGCUGGAUCAUGAGCAUCUUCUGGGGCAUGGACAUGGUCAUCCUUGCCAUCUCCCAAGGGUACAAGGAUCAGGGUAUCCCACAGCAGCUGUGAGCCUCCAGAACCUGCCAGGGAAGUCCAGGGUCCUGUGAGGGCUGCACCAGGUGACUCCGGGCACAAGGACCUUCACAUGUUCUCUUCUGCCACCUCUCAGUUUGGGGUAGAAAGGGAGUAUUUCAAAACAUAUUAUUUAUUUUGAAAAACACACCUGCUUUUCUCAGCAGGCUCUGAGGCCAACUUCUCCCUCUGCUCCGGAGGGCACAGGAAGAACAGGGCCAGAACUUCAGGACUGGGCUAGAGGCAGGAAAUUGACCAAGCACCAGGGAUGCUGGGCGUGCCACUCCAACUGCCCACUCACCCAGGCCUGCCAGGAUGGGCUUCUGUAGACCCCGUGCAGGUGAUCAGGCACUCUUCCAGGCAUUAGGACUUCAUGGAACAUUUCUCCUGGGCCCUCACCCCCUCACUCAGCCGUGUGGUUCCCUGUACCUGCUCUGUAGUCUCCUGGGGGCAGUAUCAGGGUGGAGGUUGCAAGGUAGCCAGGUGGUAGCCCAGUGUAGAAAGGUCCUUGGGUCUCCACAGGUGUCUGAUGACACCCCAGCCUUUUAGUCGCUGGGUGUGUGCGUGUGACCUUUGCUUCUCAGAGGCAAGGGUGGCACCGGCUCCACCUCUGGGAUGGUGUUGCUAGAAUUCCAGAUGUUUAUAUGCAAAAUGACCAGACUGAGUUGUGAGCGGCUACAGACCAACAGCCUUCUUGGAUAUAUUUACUAUUGUUUCUGGUCCCCUCUCCUUCUGACAUCCACGUGUUUCCGAAUCCAGAUGGUUCAGUUUGAGGAAGGUGACGGCAUCCAUUCAUUGCUAUUUCCUAACACCCGAGCCGGGUCUGGGCUUCCCACCCACUGCCGAGCAUGCGGCUAUCUCUAGGGAGUCCUGUGAAUAGUCAGAUGGCUUGGGACCCACGAAAUGUAAAUAGCCUUGCCCGCUCAGGUCUCCCGAGCAAGUCCUGGGGGACACUGGAGACUCGUCUGUAUUUGAAGUGUGAGAAGAGCAACCUCGUGAGGUUGAGGACUUCGACCUGGAACUCAUACGUGCUGCAAGAGGAUGUGUUACGAGGCUGGAGUUGGUGUCACAACGUGUGGACCUUGGUGGCCCUUUAAGCGGCAAACCUGGGAGUGAUGUACCAGUACAGAGCUAGAUCGUUAGUAGGGGGAGAGACCAAGAGAAGGUUUGCGGGCACCAGUCUGAUGAAGAGAAAGGCGACCCAAAGUUACAGCGAUGGUGUGGCUGUUUGCAUCUCCCUCCAUCCUCAUUCUAACGUAGGAAGCGCUCACAUGUGGGACAGGCCCAGAGCUCAGUUCCCAGCCGUACUGGCCGUGAGCCAUCAGUGGGUCCCUCUUGGAGAAUCUUUCCUUAUCUAACAGAGGCUCUGUCACAGCAGGGCUAAGGAAAGGAGCUGUCCACCCACUGCCUUGGUGGAUGGAGGCUCUUGGGAAGCAGCUCCCAUGGCCCUGGGGUUCCAGCCCCCUACCAGGCUUCUUAAUCGCAGUCUUUGGGAGCAGGCCCCCAAACUGAACGGCCCCUGAUGUCACCAUGAAGAGAUGUGGUCCUGUGACUACUCCCUCCUGGCUCUGACUCUGGACUAGUUUGCCUGUCCUCCCCUGUGUCUACCCAUUAGUUUCUUCCAGGGCCGUGUGCGAUCGAGUUGCACCCUCAAACACCUGCCAGGGUCCUGUCUCUUUCUGCAUUUCCUUCUGUUGCUUCUGUGUGUCUACAGCCCCUGUGUUGGGACAACACUCUGGCAGAUCACUGCUCUCAAGGAAGCUACAUCAGGUACCAAAGCUGUACCAGACAGUCACGGCACAGGGAAAUGAUGGGUCAAUGUGCCCUCCUACGCUACCAUCCCAUGGCCCUUUACUCCACAUAGCCAGUGAUGACAAAGCCUUGGCAAGGGCAGCCCCCAGAGUGAGGGAGGAGUCUAUGUGCCUGGCUUGGGCUGGGGGUGGCUCCUGGGGGCGUUAAAAGGAGACAGCAAUUUGUAUUGCUUGUUUCGUGACGUGAGCCAGACACGAGUGGGACUUUUCUGAGUGACAAGUGUCACCGUGAGUUCCAGUGUGGGAUGACUUAAUACAGGGGUUUGCGAGCUUGGAAAGCUGUCUCCCUGGCACCCCCCCCCCCACUCCAGGCGGCCGAUGUGGGUAGACUUAGGAGCCCCCCAGAAUAGUGAGUCUGAGGGUUGCCAUUAGCAUAGCUUUAGUAUAUAUAUAGUAUAUUCUCAGAUGAUGGACAGUGGCUAAAUUACUCCACAUAGUCCAGCCUGGCCAUUGGAUCUAGGUGACCAGAGUUCAUUUACUAAACACCAGCCAUCUAGAAAGCAGGGCCAUCAAGCCAGAAAGCGCUUCGUGUCUACAGGGCCCUUCAGUGACAAGGCUGCCUGGAUGGCAUAGCUCAGGGCCGCUGUCCCAACCUUGGAAAAAGAAUUCAGAAGAAUAUUCUCUGGCUAGGAGUGGCAGGGGCAGAGACCAAAGGCACACAGAGAACAUCCUGGUGAACGAGACACUGACGUGGCAUCGUGGUCAGAGGGGCCAUUUUUCCACCACAGUGGGACCCCGGAGCAACAGCGAGGCGCCGGGUAGCCCGAGCGCCCUGGUUUCCUUUCUGUCGCCAUGAUACCACGUGCUGACCAAAGAGCAGCAUGCGGGAGGGAGGGGCUUUUGUUUCUGUUUGCGUUUUUGCUUCUUCUAACCCAGGUGAUGUGCAGAGGAGUCAUGAUGCGGGGACUCGGAAGCUGCUAGUCGGACAUGCGCAGUCAAGAGCAAGAGAAACGAAUGUGUCCGUGCCGUGUGCUCUCUGGCGCCUCAGCUAGUUUUAUGUACACUAAGUCCAGGACUGUGAAAGGGUGCCGCCCACAAUCAGAGUGGACCACUAACGUCAGUGAACAAUUGUUCAAUGAACAAUUCAGAUAACCCGCCACAGACAUGCCCACCGGUCAAUCUGAUCUGAAUAACUCCUCAUUAAGACAUUCCCCGUGUGGUUCUAGGUUUUGCCAAGCUAAAACUAAGCAGCAGUAUGUAGUGUAUUGUGGAGACCACUGGGGACUCCGGACCGUGGCCAGGGGUCCUGUGGAUUGUGGACUGUGGCCACAAUGGUAUCACCCACCCCCAGCCUCAGUCUGACCAAGCUGCUGCCCUGGCUCAAGUCUCCAGCUGCCCUGGAGAGACGAGAAGGAAGUGACAAGGACAUGGUCUGCUCCCUGCCUCCAGGCCCCAGACCUGUGUCCAGCUCCAGAGCACAACCCCACAGAAGGCCUGGCCCAGGUGUUGCCCAGAGCAGUUCAUCUUCUGGGUUCUGUGAACAGCCUGUGGAGAGGGGGUUAGUUAAGCUUUCCCAUGGAGAGUGGAGGCAUCUCCCCCAGACACACACCCCUCAGGAGUCACAGGGAGGGAUAGUGAACCUCUUCAGAUGGAUGGGGCAGGGUUUUCCCCCUGCCUUCCUGGAUCCUUGACCUCAUCUGCCCUCAAAGCCGUGCACCCUGGCUUCUGCGGGCCCCUGAUGGAGGGUGGGAGCAGAUGGCAGCUGGAGACAGUUGGUACUAAGAGCUGCCUGCCUCAUGGGAUCCAGUCCCUGCGUUCCCUCACAGGACCAAUGCUGCACUGAUGCAUGAUAAAAUCGUGGGGUGUAAGAUGCUGGGGGCUGGGGAGCAGAGAGGAGAGCUCAGCUAAAGGAGACCCAGCAUGUCCCCCAAACAGAAAAGAAUCAAGAUGUGCAAAAGAAAAGCCAUCUAUACAUCUCAAACACUGAGUCUAAGGCCAACAUACAGUGGCUGAAACCCCAAGACCAGAAAAAUCCCCCGCAAAGGUCUAAGGUUUCUGAAGGGGGAAGCUGAAUGUCUGGUCCUUUUUCCUUAAGAUACAAAACACAGCCGUCUUUCUCUUUAGCUGGUCUCUUCCUGGCUGGGCCGGUGGGCCACCUUAACACAUGCCUCCAGCUUACAUGAGGUGGGAGUGGGCCAUCCAGUCCUUAGUGAUGUGCGUCCUUCUUAAGGACCCACAUGAAGAAAGCUGGGGCCAAGUACAGCAUGCUGGGGACGCAGAAAUGUAGUGCUCUGUUAGUGGUAACACUCCCGGCAGGUCUUUCUCACACCCUCUGGAUCAUGUUCUAGCUCCACUGUAGGGACCCGAGGGGAGCUUUGGGAAACCCCCAGCCUCCCUAGUCAUGACUUCGCAGAGGCUGGCCUCCUCUGUGGUUUGGGAGGCUUUGGGCUUAGAGAAAACACUCUGUAGACACCGCCAUCACUUACUCCAGGGCAGAAGUGUGCCCAGUGCAGACCAAGGUCUCCCCCUAGUGGAGGCAGGAAGCCAGGACACCAUCUGUGGGCCGGGGGUGGGGUCCACUGGCUCACCUGUGGGGUUCUGCAGUUAGCAAAUGUUCCUUCAGUGCUAAAAGUGCUCAGGUCCUGAGCUCAGAUGAAAGAUGCCCUUCACUCUACAUCCCUGCAGUACCCAGCUUCCACCAGUGACAGCAAGGCUGGGGAGACCCUUUCUUCAAGGACCAGCUGCUCUGUAUCCUUCCAGAGAGUUCUGUGCCUAGGUUGUAGGUUGUCAGGGACAUGGAGGUCAUCUUGGGUAGUGGCAGGGACAUAGUGUUGUGACUAGGUCAGCUGAGUGGUGAGGGGAGCCUACAAUCUUCCUCCUCUUCCUGUCGACUUUCGAAAGCUUCUGAAUGUUACUGGCUUCACAGAGGCAAGGUAUGAUUCCACUCAAAGCACGACCCAGCCUCAAUCCCAUGAUGCACCAUGACAGAAUGAAUCCCAACCAUGGUGGUCCCGAGUACCCUUCAUGUCUCGGGGUGACUAUGGUCUAGCGUCACCCAUGUCCCUCUAUCUGCCUUGUUCUCUACAGUAUAGGAAUAAAGCCAGCCCUUCAUUUCCCCAAUCCUGCCAAAGCCAAGGGUUUAGAGAACCCAGGCCCACCCAGGCAGGGGAGGUAUGUUGACCUUACUACUCACAAAGGCUGGAAGCCCCAGAGCUGGGAGAGCCCAGAUUCUUCUUGGCAAAACAGACACUAGUCCAACACGCCACAACCCUCCUCCCUGCAGGGCAAGUGACCUUUCCUGGGGAAACACAGAGAAGUGUCUCUUUGCCCCAGAUAGGUUACCGAAGGUCUAAAGAAAGGAUUCCACCAAAGUUAAAUCUGGGACCCAGUGAGUUUAUGGGGUUACUUACAGGAGCAUGGGUGACUCUUGGUAAGCUAUGUCACAGAAAAGCCCCACCCCAGCAUGGGUGACAACUCAGGAAAGCUGCAUCAUUGCUGUCCUCACCCCAGUCAGCCCCCCCUUCCCUACCGCCCCCCAACUCUAUCCCCUACACACACUGGGUUCCUCUCUCUUCUGGGCUCGGUAUCCCCAUGGCACCAAAUCCAGAUCCACUGAAGUCCCGGGGCUGCAGGGUGGUCUGAUGUGCGAGAGGUGAGAAGAGGCAGUGACCACUUCCUGAGGCUUUUCUGGGACUUCAGACAGGACUUUCAUUUUCUGAAGGAGCCAGCGAGGAGCAGAGGAGGAGGGAAGAUCAGAGCAGAGAGAGAUGAUGGGCUUGUGACAAACUUCUGCAGGCUUUUGUGGAGCUGUGGCUGGCCUUCUCACAGGCACAGCUGGAUACCGUGGCACAGGCUGCUGUUUUGGUUUCAACGACACAUAAAAGGGAGACCCUGGCACUGUCGCUGAAUGACGGCAAGUGCUGGGUUGUGAAUUACCGUUUUGGUGUUGCCGUUGGCUUCGUUCGGGUCUCUUGUCUCUGUCAAAUUAACCACUGUACAUUUUUCCUGUCCUCUGACGAUAUCCAGGGCUUUCUUCUCUCACUCCUACUCACAGGGAGCCAGCCCACAUGCCUCGCUCCAGUCAGGGGGCCAUUGCCAGCCCAUUCCAAAGAUUGGAGACUUGCCUGGCUGAAACUGGGGCCCAGGUCUGACUUUGGCUAAAUUUUCCCAGUGUUCUCAGGCUUGACCCUGCCCUCCCUCCCCCAAGUCUCAGUCCGGGGUCCACAAGAUUCCACAAGAGCUGAGCAGAGCUCCUGCUGCUCCAGCUUCCCGCCAGCUUUGAACCCCUUCCUUCCAGCAAUGCUACUGUCCAUGUGAUGGAGAACCACCCACAACAACAAAGCCCGUGUACAUACCUCCAUAUACAUAUGUGUACAUACACAUGCGAUCCUGUUAUAAAUAUACAAAGCAUGGCAUUUCUUUGACAUUCUAAUUUGUGUUUUGUUUUUGUUGUUUGUUUUUUUUUUUCAAUUCUUGGAAAUACGGUUUUGGAAAUCUUCUUUUUCCUCUUUUCUAUGUAAUAAACAUUCAUGUGACCUUU